This is a messenger RNA of Drosophila ficusphila, 789 nucleotides long. RefSeq lists its product as uncharacterized. NCBI's taxonomy places the organism in Eukaryota, Metazoa, Arthropoda, Insecta, Diptera, Drosophilidae. The transcript has 4 exons. The record is from RefSeq and is a predicted model, not a curated record. The coding region runs from base 1 to 789 and encodes 262 amino acids. Gene Ontology annotation, cellular component: neuron projection; membrane. Gene Ontology annotation, biological process: G protein-coupled receptor signaling pathway; vesicle-mediated transport.
AUGGCCCACGGAGGUGGCAUCUGCUCGACGGCUUUGCUCGAAGAGAAGCCAGCGGCAUGUGUGGCAAGUAGCACAGCCUUGGCCAUAAGGAACUCCACGAUAAUUGCCCAUCGGCUGUCCAUUUAUCUGCCCCAAUUGUUACUGCCCUCCCGAGAUCCGCAAAAGCUCAUUACCGAAAUAAAUUGCCAUGUGGCCCAAUUCCGGGAGCUGCUCAUCUUUAUUGGACAGGCGCGAGAUUCCCCAGAACUCCGAGAGAAAAUCAGAAAGCUGAGGAGGAAUUGUGUGGAUGCCUGCAAACACACCGCUCAUUUAAUCACUCCUCAGCCACGUCACUGCUUGGGAAGUCCUAGUGAAAGGAUGCACCUGACAUUACUAUUUCAUCUCACCCAACAAUUCCAGCAUGAGCUCAUUAAGAGCCAUCGUUUAAUCCAGUUGGUGCCUUUGGACAUGACUGAUUAUUAUGCUCCCUCUCGAACUGCUCCUUCGAAUCUGGGCAACGUCAUUAGCCAAUUUUUACUGUGCAAGCAAAUAAAUCCAGAUUUCCAGCAGGAGGAGCUGUGCAGCAUUGUUAAGGAUUCGCAGGAGUUGACAGAACUUUUAGAGGAGCUACAGGCUCACAUGCCAUUGACAGAGGCUUCUCCUGAAUCUGAAUUUGAUCCAGCACAAAAAUCUGAAAGUAGUCUUGUUUCACUUAACACUCCGGUUUGGUAUGCCCGCCAGCGCAGGAGGAGUUGCAGAAGUCGGAGUCGCAGUCUCUGUUGUUGUUUAACCAAAGGAAAAACUUAUUGA